Molecule: messenger RNA, 1473 nt
Organism: Drosophila subpulchrella
Lineage: Eukaryota; Metazoa; Arthropoda; Insecta; Diptera; Drosophilidae
Product: T-complex protein 1 subunit beta-like
Exons: 2
Coding region: 389-616 (75 amino acids)
Biological process (GO): protein folding
Cellular component (GO): chaperonin-containing T-complex
Molecular function (GO): ATP-dependent protein folding chaperone; ATP binding
Source: RefSeq, a predicted model, not a curated record
UGUCGAAUUUGUUGCGCCCGUGUGGUAAUCGAAAAUUCUAUGAUCAAAAACCAAUUACGCAUAGAAAAUGGAACAUUUAAGACAAACAACUAAGUAAUUGGCAUGGCUUACGGCUCGGCCAAGCGGCGUGGAGUGAAUUUGCGGAGUUUUCAUUGAUGAUUCCGGGCAAAUUGCGCGUUUUCAUUUGCCCGGUGUGUGAGGCGCACAAGCACAAGCCAUUUUGACAGGCUGAUGCGGAUUCGAGAAGAUUCUGCUCCUGACCACGGGUCGGGACGAUUCCAGUGCUGCUGCCCGAUUUCUGGCCGGCCAGGUGGAGGUGACCAACGAUGGGGCCACCAUUCUGCGUGCUGUCGGUGUCGAAAACCCGGCCGCCAAGAUCCUGGUCGAUAUGUCGCGUGUCCAGGAUGAGGAAGUCUGCGAUGGCACCACCUCGGUCACCGUUCUGGCCUCGGAGCUGCUCCGCGAGGCUGAGAAACUAGUCGAACAGAAGCUGCACCCACAGAUCAUCGUCUCUGGCUGGCGUCAGGCGACCCAUUUGGCUCUACAGGCGCUCACCGCCGCCGUCCAGGACAACUCGGCCAACCACGAGAAGUUCCGCGAUAUUAGGUGCAUUUGAGCAAUCCUGUUGUUUGUGUUCAUCCAAACCCGGCACUGGAACACCCACAGAAGACGGAAUUCUUAAGAGAGUACUCACCAAAGUGGGCUUCACACCGAAUACAAAGGCGGUCACCAGUCAUCUGUUGUACGAAAGUGUGGCCGAUAAGAUCAACUAAGUGGUCUUCUUCCGCGACUUCAAUCUGCCAAACACGUUCAACUCUUGGUUUUUGGUCACCGAACUGCACGUCUGGCUUCUGCUGAUGCGCUCCAUGGUGGAGAACUCCGAGGCGGACGAGGACGGACGCUUCCUGCGGAACUGCAUCGUGGAGGCCGCUUCUUCGAGAUGAACUGCAAUGACUACGCGCAGAUUGAGCGGCUGAUGAAGUGCGUCCGCCAGCAGGCCGCCAUGCUGGACAGUUUUCCGCGCGAUCAGUUCAUUAUAAAGCCCAAGGUGGCCUGGCUGGAUCUGGACAAGUGCAAGGUGUAAUCUAGGUUUAUUCUGUUUUUUUAAUAAAGUUGAGAGUAUGUAAAGUAAGAGCUAUAUGAUUAGGUCCUUGACGGACUGAUAACUCAAGGCAUGCAGCUGGCACUUGAGCAGGAAGGUUGUUCAGGCUACACCAACUGUAUUAGAGACCUCAGAUUAAUAGCUCCCUGUACAUCCUGUAUACCCUCUAUACCAUGGCCUUUUCAUAGCAUAUGGAUUCAACGGUAAUUAAAUUAACUCGUCACCUAAAACCGGUUUUAGUUAGAAGUCCAGUCAUCUUUUAUGGCAAAGAAGCUGUUAAAUUGUGACCCGAUUAUUCAAACUUGAUCUGUAAACAAACAUUAAUGAGGACCGUAAAAGUGUGAUUAAAUGAAUUCCGUAUUGGCUCGCAG